This is a messenger RNA of Lotus japonicus, 1664 nucleotides long. Its product is annotated as serine decarboxylase 1-like. The transcript has 6 exons. Gene Ontology annotation, biological process: carboxylic acid metabolic process. The coding region runs from base 103 to 1467 and encodes 454 amino acids. NCBI's taxonomy places the organism in Eukaryota, Viridiplantae, Streptophyta, Magnoliopsida, Fabales, Fabaceae. The record is from RefSeq and is a predicted model, not a curated record. Gene Ontology annotation, molecular function: carboxy-lyase activity; pyridoxal phosphate binding.
CAUAAACAGAACUGAAAAUACAGUGUGAGGUACUUCACAGCUAGCUAGAGAGAAAGCAAUACAGAGAGAAAGAAAGGAGAAUUCAGAUAUAUAUUCAGAGACAUGAAGGACAUGAUUCUUGAAUCCCUUUUACAAUCAGCAUUCAAAGAGUAUUUACAUAAAGAGGUACCAAAAAACAACAUGCCCUCAGCAGGAACAGAGAAGAAUUGGGAAAUUCAAGAGAAUGAAGGACAUAUGAACCUUGACAUCACCAAGUGCUUCGGGGAGUCACGUGCCAAUUUGUCUAAAACAAUUGCCAAAUAUGUGGUGAAGCUAAAUCAAAACAAAUCGCAAUGUUUAGGCUUCCCAGUUAAUCAAGAAUUUAACUAUGACGCAUUGACACCGUUGUUGCAUUAUCACUUAAACAAUGCUGGCGACCCAUUUCUCGGGAGCGGCUAUGGUCAAAAUUCAGUAGAAUUUGAAGUCUGUGUACUUGAUUGGUUUGCAAAACUAUGGCAGAUGGAGAAGGGGGAUUAUUGGGGAUACGUUACAACCGGUGGAACUGAAGGAAAUUUACACGGAAUUUUAAUGGGGAGGGAAAAAUUUCAAGACGGAAUUUUAUAUACCUCAGAGAACUCGCAUUAUUCAUUAUUCAAAAUAGCAAGGAUGUACAGAAUGCAAUGUGUAAAGGUCAACACAUUAGUCUCGGGCGGGAUUGAUUGUGCUGAUUUAAAGGCUUUACUUCUAUUGCACAAGGACAAACCAGCUAUCAUCAACCUAAACAUAGGAACAACUAUGAAAGGAGCAAUUGAUAACAUUGAUCUCGUAAUAGAAACACUUGAGGAAUGUGGCUUUCCUCAGGAUCGAUUCUAUAUUCAUUGCGAUGGAGCUCUAUCCGGAAUAAUGUUGCCGUUUCUUAAACAAGCUCCAAGGAUUAACUUCAAGAAGCCGAUUGGAAGUAUAUCUAUUUCUGGCCAUAAGUUCUUAGGAUGCCCAAUUCCUUGUGGUGUUAUAUUAACACGUUCAGAACACGUCAACGCUCUAUCUAGAGAUGUUGAAUAUAUUGAAUCAAGGGAUGUCACAAUCACAGGUAGCCGUUGUGGGCUUGCGCCAAUCUUCCUUUGGUAUGCACUCCAAGAAAGAGGUUUAAUAGGACUUAAGAGAGAAGCACAAAUGUGCAUAACCAAUGCGCAACACUUACUGGAUAAACUACAUGAUAACGGUAUUGGUGCCAUGCGAAAUGAGUUUAGUAAUACCGUUGUGUUUGAAAGGCCUAAAGAUGACUUUGUGCGAAAGUGGAAUUUGUCAUGUGAAGGAAAUGUUGCACAUGUGGUCGUGAUGCAACAUGUCACUAUUGAAAUGAUAGACUCCUUUGUUAGUGAACUUGUUAACAAACGGACCAUUUGGUUUCAAGAUGGAUUGCCUCCUUGCAUUGCGAACAACAUUGGUGGUGAAAAUUGUGCUUGUGCAGUGCAUUGCUCAUUUUGACCGGGAAGAAUGCUUUGUAUAAGAGGGAAGAAUGCAUUGCCAAAAUGGGUGUAUUCAUCAACCAUUAGACUCUUUUUAUUUUUUACAAAUAUUCAUAGAUUUUUUUUAAAGCAAAACAAAAUUGUAUUCCAAAGAGAAUCUUGAGAACAAUUCUCUCAACUGAGUAUAUUGAAGAUACACCUGAAACUUAUCUUGUA